AUGAAGUGGAAGAGCCUGGCAGGAUUGAUCGUGACAUUUUUCCUGUAUUUGAUGAUCGGAGCUUUUGUCUUCAUUGGUAUCGAGAAGCAGCCGUACAUGGCCAAUCUGACCGAAGUGAAGAUGAAUUUUCUUCGGGAUAAAAGUGGCUCCAUCGCCGCCGAAGAUCUAGACGCUUUCGUCGAAGAAGUCCUGCAAGCAGCGGGGGUGAAAACAGCCAAACCUCCGUCCAACUUUACAGCCGAGCCGUGGCCGUUUUACGAGGCUCUUUUCUUGUGUGGGACUAUGGUCACCACCAUAGGGUACGGACACAUCACCCCCAAAACAGUGGGUGGUCAGAUCUUCUGUGCCGUGUACGCUCUCUUCGGCAUCCCGGUAACACUGUUCAUGCUGACUGGGAUAGGAGAGAAACUCAGCAACGUCAGUCGCUUCGUCGAGAAAAAAGUCCGGACCAGGGUCUCCAACCAGAAACUCAUCCGCAUCAUCAACCUGCUGACCAGUCUUGUCUUCGGCUUGGGAUUAUUUUGUUUCCUCCCCGCGUACCUGUUCACCAUCGUUGAGGGUUGGGAAUAUCACACCGCACUGUAUUUCGUGUUCAUCACUCUCACGACAGUCGGCUUUGGUGACUAUAUCCCCGCCCAAAACCACCUGGACCACCACGCCCACGACGCUACGUACAAAACCGCGGUUUUCUGCUGGAUUAUUGUCGGACUGACUUUCCUUGCCGGCAUGUUUAAUUUGAUUUCUGAGGGACUGAAGGAGUUGAAGAAUAAAGUUGAAGAUGCGACCAUGGCGAAUCUGAACACGGUGAAGCGGCUGACCACCAUGGCGAUAGACCGGGGGAAGAGCCGGGACCCUUCCCCCUGUAGAUCGUCCUCUGACCUGUCGAUCAGCCAACAGCCGAUCCUAACCAGCCUUGUGUCGCCUGCAGGCACGGAAAACCAGCUGAAGGUUCCUCAGGAAGUAAACAACGGGACUUCCCAUUAG
This is a messenger RNA of Branchiostoma belcheri (Belcher's lancelet), 984 nucleotides long. RefSeq names its product potassium channel subfamily K member 2-like. Gene Ontology annotation, biological process: stabilization of membrane potential; potassium ion transmembrane transport. Gene Ontology annotation, cellular component: membrane. Gene Ontology annotation, molecular function: potassium ion leak channel activity. The record is from RefSeq and is a predicted model, not a curated record. Bases 1 to 984 code for a protein of 327 amino acids. The transcript has 3 exons. Lineage: Eukaryota; Metazoa; Chordata; Leptocardii; Amphioxiformes; Branchiostomatidae.